CGUCCAUUCAGUGGUUGAUGGUGAUAAUCUGCCCAUGGUGGAGCAAAGUCUAUUGGGUCGUAAAGUGAUGAACACUUAGGACACUUCCUUGUUUCUGUCAUACAAACGGAUGGAAAAAUAACGUUUGGACACAUGCCUGUGGUACAAAAGAGGUUGUCAAAAUGGUGAUGUUAAAAAAGGGGGACCACGUCUGGAUUGAGUCCAGUAUUGGGGUCCCUAUUGGAGGUUAUGUGAAGAUCUCAGGCAGUGGACAGUACUGCCUCAUUGACGAUGAAGGAAAGGAGCAUUCGAUCCCGGAGGGGGAUCGGGCUGCUCUGAAGCCCAUGCACCCCACAUCAGUGGAGGGUGUGGAUGACAUGAUCUGCUUGGGAGACCUCAGUGAAGCCGGUUUACUCAGAAACCUGUUCCUGCGCCACAAACAGGGCAUUAUUUAUACAUAUAUCGGCUCUGUUCUCGUGGCGAUGAAUCCCUAUGAGAUGCUGCCCAUCUACACAGCAGACCAGGUGCAGCAGUAUCAUGGGCGUAAACUGGGAGAACUUCCUCCGCAUAUCUUCGCCAUCGCUGACAGCUGUUACUUCAACAUGCGUCGCAACAAACGCAAUCAGUGCUGCAUCAUCAGUGGAGAAUCUGGAGCAGGAAAGACAGAAAGCACAAAGUUGAUUCUUCAGUUUUUGGCUGCAGUGAGCGGACAGCACUCCUGGAUCGAGCAGCAGAUCAUACAGGCCAACCCCAUCCUGGAGGCCUUCGGAAAUGCCAAAACUAUUCGCAAUGACAACUCCAGCCGCUUUGGGAAAUAUGUGGAGAUCUUCUUUAAUAAGGCGGGUGUCAUAGAGGGAGCUCACAUGGAGCAGUACCUGCUGGAGAAGUCCCGUGUCUGUCAUCAGGCACUGCAGGAAAGGAACUACCACAUAUUUUACUGUAUGUUAGCUGGGAUGCAAAGUGAUCAUAAGAAGACUCUCUCCCUAGGUGAUGCAUCAGAGUUCAAUUAUCUGACCGAGGGGGAUUGUUUGACUUGUGAUGGUCGGGACGAUGCUGAUGAGUUUGCACGGAUUCGUUCCGCUCUGAAGGUCCUCACUUUCACAGACAGGGACUGCUGGGAAAUCUUCAAAUUACUCGCUGCCAUCCUCCACAUGGGCAAUAUUGACUUUCAGAGCACUAUAAUGAAUAACAUGGACAGCUGUGAUGUUCUGUCCUCCAGUCACUUCUCUGUAAUUGCCAAGUUGUUGGAGGUGGAUGAUGCUGCUCUUGAUAAGAGUCUGACCCAUCGCUCCUUCAUGACAAACAGAGAGAUGGUCACUAAACCCCUCAGCUCAGAACAGGCCACAGACAUCAGAGAUGCCUUCGCCAAGGCUCUGUAUGGAAGGUUGUUUGUUUGGAUGUUCACAAAAAUAAACAGCGCCAUUCACAAACCCCAGACCGACGAGCCCUCUUACACACGCCAGUCUAUUGGUCUGCUUGACAUUUUUGGCUUUGAGAAUUUCCCUCAAAACAGUUUUGAACAGCUGUGCAUCAAUUUCGCCAAUGAGCAUCUGCAGCAGUUUUUUGUGAGGCACGUCUUCAAGCUGGAGCAGGACGAGUACACUAAAGAAGGCAUUUCAUGGAAACGCAUUGCUUUCAAUGACAACCAGAAAACCCUGGACCUACUAGCCCUUAAACCUCUCAACAUACUGGCUCUGAUUGAUGAGGAGAGCCAUUUUCCUAAGGGGACAGAUGCUACGAUGCUAAACAAACUGAGCCAAGAACACAAAGGCAACAAACUUUACAUUUCAUCCAGGGGCGACCAUCGGAUACAUUUUGGUGUUCAACACUUUGCUGGGUUGGUUUAUUAUGACUGCGAAGGUUUUUUGGAGAAGAACAGAGAUACUGUGAGCAUGGACAUCUUGGAGCUGAUUCGGAAAUCUUCCAACAAGUUGCUUAAGCAGAUCUUUGAGAAAGAGAUCAAUGUAAACUCGGUGAAGAAUUCGAACAAAAUGAACAAAGCUGUCAUGACGCCAAAGAAUUCAUUACGACAAGUUAACGAAUCAAGGAGACAGAUUUCCACUCUGAGCGGCCAGUUUCGCCAGUCUCUGGACUCUCUGAUGAAGGCUCUUUCUCUCUGCCAACCCUUCUUCAUACGCUGCUUCAAGCCAAACGAUAAAAAGUUGCCCAUGGUAUCAAUUCACUUCAACAUCACUUACAUCUUGAGCAGCUGUGAGGACGCUUUUAAGAUGACGUUUUCUCUUUAUUUUCCUCAUCAGGUUUUUAACAGAGAGCUCUGCAUGCAGCAACUUCGCUACUCUGGAAUGCUGGAGACCAUUCGAAUACGCAAGUUGGGAUAUCCCAUCCGUCACACCUUCAAGGACUUCCUGCAUCGCUACCGAGCACUCUUGAAGUCCAUUGACUGCGACCCCAACACUGAGCCUGCUGCCAAAUGCUGCGCUGCCAUCUGCAGAACUUUAAUCAAAGAUGAAGAAGAUUGGAAGAUUGGCAAAACCAAAGUUUUUCUCAGGGGUCAUCAUGACACUUACCUAGAACUGGAGCGAGCGCAGGAGCUUUACAGGAAGGCUCUCAUCAUCCAAAGAGUGAUGCUCGCUCAUAAAGACAGAAAAAACUUUAUAAACAAAAGGAAGGCAGCUCUGGUUUUGCAGAAGAACUGGCGUGGCUACAAAGAAAAGAGGGACUUUUGCACAGUUAAGCAGGGAUUUGCUCGGCUGCAGGCGAAAGUACGCAGUCGGAAGCUCCAUGAAGAGUACAUGCGCAGACGGGCUGCCGCCAUCGUUCUGCAAACACAGACCCGUGGCUUACUCGCCAGGAAAGAGCUGAAAUCUAAAAAAGAGGCCGUGAUUCUGCUGCAGGCACAGACCAGGGGACUGCUGGCCAGGAAAAGUCUCAAGAGAAUGAAAUCAGAGGAGUUUUUGACAGCACAAGAAAAACAAGCUCAGGAGCUGGCAGCUUUGGAGCUUCAGCAACGGUUGGAGGAGCUGCUCAGAAAAAACGAAGAAACUGCCAAAUCCCAGAAUAAUGAAGAUGAGGAAAUGGUGGAGAAUAUUUUCAACUUCCUCCCGACUGCAAUCGCAGGACAAGAGGGCCCGGCUCCUGAGGGUUUUGAGGAAUUUGAAGCAGAACCGGCAAAAUUAGAAGAGGUUGAAUUAAUUGAGAGCCCUGUGGUGGAGACCAAGGUGAUGUCAAUACCAGAAAGCAGUGAAGACCAUCAAGUGAAAGAAGAAGAGGAGGAGGAAGAGGACGAUGAGUUCUCUUUCUCGAAAUUUGCAUCUCUACACUUUCAAGGAGCUUCUACCCACUCGUAUAUCCAGCAGAGAUUACGGCAACCCUUGCUUUACCAUGAGGACGAAGGCGAUACCUUGGCCUGUUUGACAGUAUGGUGGAUUAUAUUGAGAUUUAUGGGAGAUCUUCCAGAGCCGAAGCAAGAACGUGUUUCUGCUAUGGCCGACCCCAUUCAGAGGAACCUCGGGCAGAGACAAGCACGGCGACUCAGUAAUCUUGUUGGAUUAGAUCAGAAAUUUUUGAGAAAGAAAAUGAAGCAGCAGAAAGGGGGAGGGAAACGAAAACACUCCGCCAUUCCUGAAGAAGAGCCAGAAGAAGAACCAAAGUCUCAAAUGGAGGCUGUUCAGGAGGAGCAGGUUGUGCUGUUUGGAGAGGGACCAACUUUUGAUCGUCCAAUGACACCCUUGGAGAAACUGCACAUUAUUGUGGGAUAUGCCAUUGUCCGACCAGAUAUAAGAGAUGAAAUUUAUUGUCAGAUCUGUAAGCAGCUGACAGGCAAUAAAAACCGCAAAAGUGUAAACAGAGGCUGGAUCCUUCUGUCCAUCUGUCUUGGUAUCUUUUCCCCUACAGAACGCCUCACUAAGUAUCUGCAAAGCUUUAUACGCUGUGGGCCAAGUGAGUACUCUGCCUACUGUGCAGAGCGGCUCCGGAGGACUCUAGCCAAUGGAGAAAGAAAUGAGCCGCCAUGUUGGGUUGAACUACAGUCUGUAGAGAAUAAGAAUCCUAUUGGAGUGGCUGUGGGUCUGAUGGAUGGCAGAAACAUCAGCCUCACUGUGGACUCCGCCAGCACCUCAGCAGAGGUGUGCACUGCCAUCAGCCAGAACACAAACCUGCAGGACAGUUUUGGCUUUUCCCUGUAUGCCGCAAUGUAUGAGAAGAUGUGGUCUCUUGGCAGUGGCAGUCAGCACAUUCUGGACGCCGUGUCUAUGUGUGAACAGGAAGAAAAGAGGCAAGGGCGAGAGGAGCAACACGCCCCCUGGCGCCUCUACUUCCGCAAAGAGAUCUUCACACCAUGGCAUGACUGUUCAUCUGACCAAAUCAGCACAGAGCUCAUCUACAGGCAGAUCAUCCAUGGACUUAAAAAUGGAGAAUAUCUGUCUGAUAAGGAGGAUGAUUAUGUGCAGCUCGCAGCCAAACAUUACUAUGUUCAGCAUGGCUCUGAAAGCAGUUUGGAAAUUGCUCAGAAGAUUGUUCGCGAUUGCAUGAAUAUGACAAUAAUCGAGAACAAGUCGUUGGUCAAACUAGUGCAGUUGGUCAAUUCUGCACACACUCAGGGUCCCUACAUAAACACCAACACACCUGUCUACAAAGUGAAAUCAGAGACUGUUGAAUAUGCUCAACAGAAGUGGCCAAUCCAUUUCUCCAAGUUAUAUGAGGCUCAAGUGAUUUCAGGUCCUUCAGUUCCUCAAGACCAGUUUGUAGUUGUGGUGAACUGGAAAGGAGUCUUCUUUCAAGACGAGACAGAAGGCGAAUUCCUGCAGCUCUCGUAUCCUGAGGUGUCGAGAAUUGAAAUAGUCAGUGAGGACAGGUCUGGUGGGUUGGUGUGUUUGACGACUCCAAAGGGGAUGUAUGAGCUGAAGAUUGUGAAAGGAAAAGAAUUAGUGGAACUGGUCAACAUGUUCAUCUCAGGCCUUAAAGAGAGAUCCAUGUACGCUGUGGCAAUUCAAGACCUCAGCAGACAAGAGGAUCCCACAUUGCUGAGCUACAGACGAGGCGAUGUGCUGUAUAUCAUAAAGGAUGGAGAAUAUUCUCUCGAAGAAGGGUGGAUAAAAGCAAGGAACGAGAGGACAAGUCAAACUGGGGCAGUUUCCUUAGAUGCAAUUCAGAUUCUGCCCAUGUUGACCAGGCCUACAGAAGAGACACUGAAUUUGCUGAAUUUGAGCCCAGCACGGAGGAAGUCAGUGAUGCCGGUGUUGCCGCAGAAGGAGGAGCUCAGCACAGAGAGAGUGGCCCACAUGACGCUCAAGGAGUUCUCCUUUGAUUAUUUCAGGGAUCCAGUUAAUGAAGGCCGUCGUGGCAAAGGAGGCAAAGAAAAACUGUGGGCCAACAGUAAAGAGCCUCUCAAACAGCCACUGAUCAGGAAUCUGCAGGGCAACUCAGAGCUCUGCCACCUUGCUUCUGACUCCUUCACAGCUAUCCUUAAAUAUAUGGGAGAUUAUCCAGUCAAGCAUGUGAGGACGCCCAUAGAUCUAACAAACCAGAUCUUUGGGCCGGCAACAGCACACGUCGAACUUAGAGAUGAAAUCUACUGUCAAAUAAUGAAGCAGAUGACUAACAACAGAAAUGGGUUGAGUAUGGAACGAGGCUGGCAGCUGUUGUGGCUGUGCUGUGGUCUCUUCCCUCCAAGUCAGUUGUUAUUGAGGCACGCUCAACGUUUUCUGGAGUCCAGACCCAGAGAGCCGCUGGCUUCUGCCUGCCUGCAGAGAAUGCAAGCAAUGCUCAGUAUUGAGGGAAGGAAGUUGCCUCCUCACCAGGUGGAAGUGGAUGCCAUUCAGAAUAACAGCACUCAGAUCUUCCAUAAAGUCCAUUUCCCCAAUGAUACAUCUGAAAUAUUUGAGGUGACCACCACCACAAGGAUCAAAGACUUGUGUCGCAACAUUGCCAAAGACCUCCGUCUGUCCUCACCAGAGGGAUACAGCCUGUUUGUGAAAACCUCCACAAAGGUAGAGAGUAUGAAUUCUGAGGAGUACUUUUUUGACAACCUCAGGCAACUCACAGAUGUUACCAAAAAAGGAAAGAAAGUCAGGGAAGCUACUCCAACUAUUGUCCCGUACCUGGUACUCUUCAUGAGGAAGCUCUGGUUUAAUGUGAUCCCAGGGAAAGAUAUAACUGCUGACUUAAUGUUCCACUUUCCUCAGGAAUUGCCCAAGUAUCUGCGGGGGUACCAUAGUGUGUCUAAAGAGGACAUGAUCGCUCUAGGUGGACUGUUGUUUCGUACUCGGGUUGAUGCAGAUAAGUCUCAGUUUGUCAUGAUCCCCAGAAUGCUGAAAGAACUGGUGCCAGCUGAUCAGCAGAAGAUCAUGACUGCUGAGGACUGGAAAAAGCACAUCAUCAAUUCAUACAACAAGCAGGCAGGCAUGAGUGUAGACGAAGCCAAACUGCAGUUUCUGAAGACAGUCUCACCAUGGCCAACCUUUGGGUGUGCUUUCUUCGAAGUAAAGCAAACCUCUGAGAAGAAUUACCCCAGUGUUAUUAUGAUAUCAAUCAGCAAACAAGGAAUCAGUCUUAUCAACUCAAAGACAAAGGAGGUGCUCGCGGCGCAUCUGUUCAGUAAGAUUACAUCCUGGUCCAGUGGAAGCACCUAUUUUCACAUGACCAUCGGCAACCUGGUGCAGGGCAACACUCUGCUCUGUGAGACCUCACAGGGUUAUAAAAUAAGUGACCUCCUGUCAUCCUACAAGAAUCUGUACGUAUCUGUGUCUGGAUCAUACGCCAGUGGUGCAGCCAGAAAUCAGCGAUUCGCCUGAAUCAUUGUCAAGUACAAUUUUAAUACAUGAUCAUAGCCCUUUUAUUUAAAACAUAUUCCCCAUGAUAAUUGUGGAAAUUGUGGAACAUAAGAUACAAUAUGAAUAACUGCAGGAAAUUAGUUUUCACUUUUUAUUAUGUAGGAAUUAUUAGUAUAUACAACUGUCAGUGAAUCAGCUGUUGCUUGCUGCUUCCUCUUUAUGCAUAUAUAUUUUAAAUAAUUAUUUAUAGGCUUGACUAUUUAUUAUUGUUUCAAUAGUCCACCUUUUCAUUGACUUUGCAUGACAACGUUACACCAGGUGGCAGUGUUUUUGCAGUUUAAUUCUAAUCUGUCUAAUAUUGCUUUGAACAACCAUAUUUUAAAAUAAAAAUGUAAACUUCUAAA
Danio rerio (zebrafish) is the source of this 7114-nucleotide messenger RNA. The record is from RefSeq and is a predicted model, not a curated record. NCBI's taxonomy places the organism in Eukaryota, Metazoa, Chordata, Actinopteri, Cypriniformes, Danionidae.